Messenger RNA from Cololabis saira (Pacific saury), 10557 nucleotides. It is a transcript of the gene cica, whose product is annotated as capicua transcriptional repressor a. The record is from RefSeq and is a predicted model, not a curated record. Gene Ontology annotation, biological process: regulation of transcription by RNA polymerase II. Gene Ontology annotation, cellular component: nucleus. The transcript has 22 exons. Gene Ontology annotation, molecular function: RNA polymerase II transcription regulatory region sequence-specific DNA binding; DNA-binding transcription factor activity, RNA polymerase II-specific. The coding region runs from base 355 to 7527 and encodes 2390 amino acids. Lineage: Eukaryota; Metazoa; Chordata; Actinopteri; Beloniformes; Belonidae.
UGUAGAAUGUACAGGGCAGUAGUUUUUCCUCCUUUUAAGUUGCUCUCCCGGAGAAACAUGACCGGCCGCUGACCGGGCUGGCAGCCUGCGGGGACGACUGGCCCACCGGAGGCCUAUUUUCCACAGCGGACUCGGCGCGGCGCGGCGGCGGGUCUCCUGCAAUAAAAGUGCCGAAGUCGUGCAGCAAGAACGAAGACAGGAUGAACGAGGGAGGCCCUGGCUGAGGAAACGAAAAUAGAGAGAGAGAAAGAAAGAGAGGGGGAAACAGAAAAACAUCAAGCAGAAUCUCUGGGAUAAAUAAAUAAAAUAUAAAGAAAAGAAGAGGAGUUUGUUUGGAGAAAACUAGAUGAAAAGAUGAAGCCGAUAAAGAAGCAGGGCCGCCGCUCUCCUCCCUCCACGCGGGCGAAGGGCGGGAAGCGCCGUGGCGCCGGUGACGCUUCGGACGGAGGAGAGAAGAGAGACUCGGACGAGAGCCGAGACAGAAGCAGGUCCCCCCCGAGCCACACCCCCCCCUCCUCCUCUUCUUCUUCUUCUUCUUCUUCUUCGUCUUCGUCGUUCUCCUCCCACUCCCACUCGGAGGUUGCUCAGGCCGACCCGGCGAGGGAGGGGGAGGGGCUGUCGUCGGACGCCAACGCCGCCGUAUCGGUGGUGAUGGAUGCCGGGAAGCUGCUGGCGUCCUCGGAGGAGAGGUCGGCGAGGUCGGGCCUCGGCGGCGGCGGUAGCCACGGCGACAGCGGUGGCAGCAGCUGCAGCAACAGCAGCACGCCUAGCGCCAACGGCAGUCCCAACCCCGCCUCCAGCAGGAAGACCGCCACCUUCAAGGCCCGCGUCCCCAAGAAGAAGUACACCUCUGAGCACUGCUCUCCGUCUACUGCCAGUAACCAUAGCAACCCUGCCUCCUCCUCCACGCCGCCGCCGCCGCCGCCGCCGCCUCCUCUGAGUGGCGGCCUCAAUCAGCAUCCGACCAGCCUAAUGGAGGACUUCCACGGCAGGACGGCGGGUAGAGAGGACGUCCACGACUCCCCGGGCCCGCCCCCCCUGGCGCUGGCGGAGAGGGGGGUGGAGUCAGAGCGGGUCCCGCCCCCAAGUCCGCCGCCGCGCUGCUCCUCCACCGACACGGCCAGCGAGCACUCGGCGGACCUGGAGGUGGUGGAAGACCCGCGCCAGGGCGCCGUUCACGGCCUCCCCGACGCGCUGGCCGACGCCCUCGCCAAGGGCCUGAAGAACCAGCGCGUCCUCGCCCGCCAGCUCAGGAAUGGAGGCGGCGAGGGGCGGGGGUCGGACCUGGUGUUCCGGGCCGGCGUCGUCCGCAAGGUCAGCGGCGAGUCCGGCAGCCUGGAGGUGCAGCUGAACGGCGAGAAGGCGCUGUGUCGCUACCCGUACCGCCGCGACGGCCCGCCGGGCGCCGUGGACAUCAUCUCGGAUGCGCCGCCGCCCGGCGUGCACACCAUCCCCAUCGGGACCCGCGUCUGCGUGCCGUACGGCAACGAGGACGGCGGCGAGGGCCAGUGGCAGUGGUACCGGGAGGGCGUGGUCACCCGGGUCGACACCCACCCGGCCGUCGCCAACCGCUACCGCGUCCUGCUGUCGGAGGAGCGCCGCCGCGCCUCCGCCGACGAGGAGGACGGCGGGGGCGGCACCCAGGCGGUGUGGGUGUCCCGGCAGACGCUUCGCCUCCUGGCGCCGCCGUGGGACCUGGACUUCCCCUCGGGAGGGGGCCGCGAUGGCGAGGACGACGGCGGUGGGAAGGACGAGGGCGAGGAACGGGAGGAGAUGGACGUGGAGCAGGAGAUGUUCCACCUGAGUCGAGGUCUGGCCCCCGUAAUGGGCGCCAUGCUGGGGGGGGGAGUGUCCUACUCAGGGCUGGUCCCCGUGUCCUCGACGACGGUUACCCCGGCGACAGUCUUAAGCCUGGUGCCGGGGCGCGAGUGGACGAUCGAGAAGGACCUGGAGAGGGAGAGGGAGCUGCUGAGGAAGCAGGGGCGAGAGAGGGAGAGGGAGAGGGAGGCGGCGCACCCCCCCUACAUGCCGCUCACCCCCGACGAGGACAUGGAGGUGUCCCACUUCAACAUGGUCACCAUGGGCGCCAUCCUGCCGGGCGCCAAGCCGCUCGUCCCGCAGCACCGCCACAUCGUCUCCAAGCCGCCGACCGGCUACCUCAACUCCCACGGCAUGGUCCCGGGCCUGGGCAUCCCCCCACCCCACCUGGCCUUGAACCCUCACCCCCCUUCCUCGUCCGUCCUGUUGAGCCUGGACCCGGCGGCGGCCGGCUCCAUCAUGACGACCGCGCAGCUCCCGCAGCUCCCCGCCAUCUCAACCUCGACCACGACCUCCUCCUCCCGUGGGGAGAAGGCCUCCGGGGGUGGUUCUGGCGGAGGGGGGGGGUCCGGAUCCACCUCGUCCUCCUCCUCGCGCUCGCGCACGCCGCUCACGGCGGCGCAGCAGAAGUACAAGAAGGGCGACGUGGUUUGCACGCCGACGGGCAUCAGGAAGAAAUUCAACGGGAAGCAGUGGCGGCGGCUUUGCUCGCGGGACGGCUGCUCCAAGGAGUCGCAGCGCCGCGGCUACUGCUCCCGCCACCUGUCCAUGCGCACCAAGGAGAUGGAGGCCGGUGGCGCCGGCCCCGGGGGGCGGGAGCGCAGCGGCGCCAGCAGCACCGGGACCCUGACGCCAUCGGACCUGCGGCUGGGCAGCGGCCGCGCCAGCUCGGAGUUCGACUGGGACGAGACAUCGCGGGAGAGCAGCGAGGCCAGCAGCCGCGGCGGUGACUCACGCCCGCGCCUCGUCCUCCCCUCCCUCCUGCCGCAGGACCUGUCGCGCUUCGACUUUGACGAGUGCGAGGCAGCAACCAUGCUGGUGUCGCUCGGCGGGUCGCGCACGCCCUCGUACUCCCCAAUCUCCAACCAGUCGCCCUUCUCCCCGACGCCGUCACCGUCGCCCUCGCCUCUCUUCGGCUUCCGCCCGCACAGCUUCAGCCCCAUCACCGCCGCCGCCGCCUCCCUCAACCCGCGCCGCCACCGGCAGCUCAGCGGCACCAAGAUGGUGCCGGCGGGCGGCGAGCGGGAGCGCCACCUGUCUGGGAUCAUGCCCAGCUUCCAGACCAACCUCACCUUCACCGUUCCCAUGAGCCCCAGCAAGAGGAAGCUGGACGCCCCCCCGCCCCCUCCGCUGGCAGCGCUCCAGGACUACCAGAGCAAACCGGAGCAGCUCCUGGGGCUGGGGGGGGGCGUGGCGGGCGACCACGGCCCCGCCGCCUUCAGGGUGCUCUCCCCCCAAAGCCAACCCACCCUCCCCCGGUCCCGCAGCGCCACCAGCAGGCCCCCCUCCUCCGCUGCAUCCACCCCACCGCCCAUGUUGGUGUCCCCCACCCCCCCGUCCCCGCUGCCCCAGGAGCCGUCCCCGCGCCGCAUCGUGCCGCUGCGCGACUCCCCGGUCAUCGUCCGGAACCCGGACGUCCCGCUGACCAAGUUCUCGGACGGGCCGCUAGCGCGGCGGGAGAGGAGCCGGUCCAGGGAGCGCAGUCAGCCCCACCAGCACCCGGCCCCCCCGGGCCUGCAGGCCCCCGUCCCCAUCAACGGGGCCGCCACCAACGGAGCGGUGCUGCUGCGGAACCCCACCUCCACCCUCGUCCUGGUUACCUCCACCUCAUCCUUGACUCCAGGCACCGCCGGCCACCCCGCCCUCUCCAGUCCCUCGGCCCCGGGGUCGAUAUCUGCCCAGUCAGCCACGGCACUGUCCUCGUCCGGCUCCGGGGGCAAAGAGCGGCAACCCGAGGGCCACCAGAACGCCUCGGGGGGGGCGCUGCCUCAGCCGGUGGCCUGCCACCCCACGCCGACGGCGCUGCUGCCGCUCAUACUGCCAGCCGAGUCCUCGCACCCGACGCCGCGCAAGCAAAUCAUCAUGGGACGCCCGGGCACCGUGUGGACCAACGUGGAGCCGCGGUCGGUGCCAGUGUUCCCCUGGCAUUCGCUCGUCCCUUUCUUGGAGCCCAGCCAAUCAGGAGCGGCGGCGCAGCCUGCCGAUGGCCAGCAGCUCGUCAAUCAGGGGAAAGAGCCUCGCUGUGGUGUUGCCUUAGUGAGCGAUGGCCGGACGGGCCCCCCGGACCUAGAGAGGGGAUCGCCGUCACGCCCCCCCCCGACCAAUGACAAUCCUCCUACAGACAGGGGCGGGGCUGACAGCGAGACAGAGAGCGACACGGACGACCCGUUUUCCCCCGGCGUGGCCAACAAUCCAUCACCCUCCAACGGACCCAUCAAGAGACGCACACAGUCCCUCAGCGCGCUGCCCAAAGACGCCGACAGGAAGAGGGAAAAGGACCACAUCCGUCGCCCCAUGAACGCAUUCAUGAUAUUCAGCAAACGCCACCGGGCCCUGGUGCACCAGCGACAUCCCAACCAGGACAACCGGACCGUCAGCAAGAUCCUCGGGGAGUGGUGGUACGCACUGGGGCCCAACGAGAAGCAGCAGUACCACGACCUGGCCUUUCAGGUGAAAGAGGCCCACUUCAGAGCCCACCCGGACUGGAAGUGGUGCAACAAGGACCGCAGGAAGUCUCUGUCGGAGGGUCGCGGGACGCCGAAGGAGCCGCGAGAGCGGAGCAUGUCCGAGAGCAUCGGUGUGAUAACCGAUGCUCUUCUACAAGCUGACGUCCAAAACGAUCGAGAUGUGGCGUCAGAGUCCCAGGUGCUGGAGGGGAAGGGAGGAGCCUCCGUCUGGCCGGGGGGGCCGGAGCGUCGAGGGGUGCAGCACCCCCGGCCCAGAGCCUUCUCCCAGAGCGCCGUGCACACCCUGGAGCAGCGGGAGCGGGAGAGAGACCUGGAGAAGGAGGAUGGGACGAGUUUGUUUCGUAACCGGCAGCCUCCUCAGCUAAUGUACCAAGGCGGCGCCAGCGAGGACAUGACCAGCGACGAGGAGCGAAUGGUCAUCUGCGAGGAGGAGGGGGACGAUGAUGUCAUGGAGGAUUCGUGCACAGAAGGCUCCAUCGACCUCAAGUGCAAGGAGAGAGUGACGGACAGCGACGAGGACGAGCCGGACGGACAGCUCGGCUUCCAGCCGGUGGCCUGCUCCUCCCUCCCCUCCUCGUCGCCCUCCAUCCCUCACUCCGACUACACCUCCGUGAAAGGGAGCGGCGAGGCGGCAGCAGGGGGAGGGGCCGCUGAAGAGGGGGCGGAGCCGAAGAGGAGGAGAGGUGUGGACGGAGGAGAGGAGGCGGUCGAACGAGAGCAGACGGCGGAGGGAGGUGGAGGAGGCGCGUCCUCGUCCGUCGGCCCGCCCACACCCGCCUCGGCCCAGCAGGUCCUCGGCGGGGUCCGGCCCGUCGCCCUCGGCUCCGCCCCGCAGGAGAAGAAAGCCACGCUCCUGAUGGCAGGAGGCGGAGCUCAGCAGCUGCCAAUCACCACAGGGGGUGGGUACCUGUCGUCAUCCUGCCCUUCCCCCGGUCUGGUUCUGGGGGGGUCCCUCCCCACCGCCCAGCCCCUGCAGCUCGUCACCGCACACACGCACCCUCACCACCCCGUCCUCCAGCCCGCCGCCGCCCCGCCCACCCUGGCCCCACCCACCUCCUCCCCCAGGCCGCUAGCGCAGGUCCAGUACGUCCUGCCCGCCGACAGCCCGGCCUCCCCCCAGCUCACCCACCAGCACGUCCUCUCCCUCCCCGCCAAUGCCGCCCUGGCCAAUGGCGUGCACGCGGGGGCGGGGCUCAGACUCAGCCCCGGGACCAGAGUCCAAACCCCGUCGCCGGUCUUGCAGAGCAAGAUGUUGGUUCCCAUGGCAACGGUGAGAACAGGGUCCACUCCUCCGCAGCCUUCGCUUUCCCUCGUGGCUCCGCCUCUUCCUGUGCAGAACGGCCCCGCGACCGGAAACAAGAUCAUCCAGAUCGCUCCCAUGCCUGUCCACCCAGGUGGCGCGGCGGCGGCAGUGCAUUCUGGGAGCACCUUUCCUGUUUCCGUGGCAACGGUGAUGGCUCCCGGUGCUGCGCCCCCGCAGACCGUCCUGCUGACCUCCCCGCCCACCAGGAUCACCUAUGUUCAGUCCGGCCCAGGGGUUACCGCGGCAACGCCCCAGCCGGGUGCUCAGCCUCCAGCUCCGGCGUAUCUCCCGUCGGCUCUGACGACUCUGGGCUUCACCGCCAUUUCCCCCGCCGGACAGACGCUGGUCCAGCCGCUCGUCGGUCAGCCGCCGCUGCUGGCUCAGGCCCCGCCCCUCAGCUGUCAAUCACAGACUCCUCCGGGCCAGACGGCGGCGACCUCGGGUCGUCAGGUACUCACCGCCAUCUACCCGGCUCCGACGGUUGCCAUGGCGACCGGUGUGGUCUCGGUGGCAGCCGUGCCACCCGCCGUGGCGCCGCCAGCUCAGGAAGCGAUAAACCCCACCUCCCCCCCGCCUCUGGCCAAAGGGGCGCAGGGUUCGGCGGCUGCGGCGGAAGCAAAGGUGGAGGUGAAGCAGGAGAGUCUGCUGGAUGGGAGUGAAGAGCAGUGGUCGUCGGGCUGCGCCGCCAGCUCGUUUCUGGGUACCGGUGUAAACACUGGCACAGCAGUGAAAAAAGAAGAGGAUGUCAGCAUCAGCAUCAGCAUAAAAGAAGAAAACACGAGAGAUGGACCAGAGAGAGAGAAACAGGCUGAGGUGGACGAAGAGCGAGAAAGAACGAUGAAAGAGAGCAGCGAGAAGAAGAAAGCCAGAGAAAAAGAGAGAGAAGACCACAGCAAAGAGGCUGGACCUCGUUCCCCUCCUCCCCCACCCUCAGGUUUGGAGCCCCCGCCUCCUCCACCAGCAGACAGAGAAGCCCCCUCGUCCUCCAAGAAGAACAAGUUCAGACCCCCCCCACUCAAAAAGACGCCCGACCCUCACGACAAGGUCUUGUCGGAGAUGUACUUUGAGGAGCGUUUUGCCGAGCUUCCAGAGUUCAAGCCGGAGGAGGUCCUUCCCUCGCCGACCCUGCAGAGUCUGGCCACCUCGCCGAGAGCCAUCCUGGGGAGCUACCGCAAGAAGAGACGCAACUCCACGGACCUGGAGGUGGCGACUGAAGACCCCAGCUCCCCCCGGAGGAAGACCCGCCGCCUGUCCAGCUGCAGCUCGGAGCCCAACACCCCGAAGAGCGCCGCCAAGUGCGAGGGGGAGAUCUUCACCUUCGACAGAGCAGGUCCGGAAGCGGAGGUUCCUCCGGGAGACCUGGAGAGGGUUCCCUACUCGUCGCUGCGCAGGACGCUGGACCAGCGCCGGGCCCUGGUCAUGCAGCUGUUCCAGGAGCACGGCUUCUUUCCCUCAGCUCAGGCCACCGCCGCCUUCCAGGCGCGCUACUCGGACACUUUCCCCACCAAGGUGUGCCUGCAGCUGAAGAUCCGCGAGGUCCGGCAGAAGAUCAUGCAGACGGCCACGCCGGGAACCUUCGAGGCCAUGGGGGCGUCCGAGGCCGGCCCCGCCCCUCCCCACGGCUCCGCCUUCGGUCAGCUGACCCGGGAGGACGGGGGGGCGGAGCCCCCGGGAGACAAGGGCCACCACCCGGACGAGCCCAAAAGUGAAGGAUCGUAAACGUCAAAGAGGAAAGAAAACACAAAGACAAAACAACAAACAUAAAAUCUAGCAAAGUUGAAGAAGGAAGGCACUCGUCUCCACCAGACCUGGGCAGAAGCUCGACCCCGGGGUCGUUCAAACAACUUAAGACACAUUUCGAUUGUUGAAAAUAAAAAAAGCCUCAAAGUGGAGGAAUCACAUGCAAGUAGGACGGUUUCUUCCCUUCAGUUUCCCCCCAAAAACAUCCUGAAUGUCUUCAACACCUUCGCCCAGGUCUGCUCUCAGCACAUUUGUACAGCGGUUUGUCGUUUGACACACAAACUCUGCGGUGCAGACUCUGCACCGCUCUGGCACACAUGCAAACCGACCCCUGGUGCAUAUGUUGUUUCCAGCAUGCACACAAUCCAACACACACAGAAUUAGACUGUUACUCCUGGUCGGCCGUGUCCGGGAGCGGCGACCCAGGACCACCACACACAAAGGCACUUUGUCACUUACCGUGCAGAUGCAGUUUGCUGUUUUCAGCCAGCCAGCCCUCAGAUGCCAUCGACUCUGACCUCCUCCUCCUCUUCCUCCUCCUCCUCCUCCUCCUCCUCCUCCUCCUCCGCCGCCCUGCCACUCCUCAGCACAGUGGUCGGGACGCAAACACAACCCCAACGACCUCCACUGAUAUUCCACAGCCCCUAGAUGCUGCAAGACAGACACACAGCACACACACACACACACACACACACACACACACACACACACACACACACACACACACACACACACACACACACACACACACACACACACACACGAAUGCGGUCGGCCCAUCGGCCUGCACAGUUUCCAGUGAUUGUAGUGAGAAAGAGACGAUGCGAGAGCGAGGACGGAGGCCUGACGGACGUGGAGCGACCAACCUUUGCACCUUCGGCUGUUGCCGUGACGACAGGAGCUGAUUAUUCAUGUCUGUAUGUCUGUCGGGGGGGGGGGUACGCCCCCCCCACCCCCACCCCCACCCCCACCGUAAAGAGAUUAUGUAAAGAGACUGGCGGUUGUGAGGCUUUUGAAGAAUCAACGUUACACUCGGCGACGACGGGGAGAUGUAGUAGUUCUGGACCUGGACAACAACAACAACCACAACAACAACAGGAAAAGGAGAGGAAAAGUUCAGUUCUAACCAAACUUCUCAGAAUUUUCCUCUGAAUGGAUAUGAUGUUGCUUUUCUCUCGUUAUCGUUGCCGUGGAAAUAACCAGUUUUACCGUGGCCUGUUUUUCUCUCUCGUGGCUCUAUCGUGUUUCUUCUCCAGCAUAAACAAAUUUAAAAAAAUCAACAAAAACAACAAAAAAAACAAAAAAAAUCACAACAACAAAGAAAAAGACACUCUGGACAAAGAAGGGGACAAAAUCUUAAUCUUGUGCCCCCCUCCCCUCCCGCUCUCCCCCACCACGUAUCUUUAAUUGUACCUGCUCUGAUGACCCUGAACUCCCCCUUCCCUUCCCUUCCCUAGGAUUUCUCACCGGACGCAGAAGUGGGAGAGGAGGGGCGUUUUGUCGUUUUUGUAAAAACGUUGAAAUCAGGUGUUUGCACAAUUUGUGCGGUCCCUUCCUGCCGGGGGGGCCGCCACAAGUUCAAUCAGGAAAGUAUUGUUUUUAGAGAUUGUUUUAGUAGUUUUAAAAAAAAAAGUAACCUUGUUCCGUUUGUUAUCGGCCACCUUUCACUUUACUUCCGCUUGUCCUCCCUGCCUUCUUCACCUCCUCUCAAUGCACUUCUUCUUCUCCUCAGCAUCCUCUCUCUCUCUCUCCCUCUCUCUCUCUCUCUCUCUCCCCCCCUCUCUCUCUCUCUCCCUCUCUCUCUGUCUCUCUUCCCCCUCCCCCUCAAGUGUUGUCUGAAAGUGCCCUUAAGCACUGGUCCCGGGUCAAGCGUUAUGUAGCUCAGGAUGGUUCUGGUUAGGGUUAGUUCAGGGAAAGCAGAUCCUAGACCAGCCCUGGAGGGCAGUCUCUGGAGCCCUCCCCGUUUCCCUCUCUUCUCGACACUUUAUCCUUUCCCAUCAAAUGGUGCAAUAGGACAUUUAUUUUUUUGGGGGAAAAUGGGUGGGUUAUUUUGGUUUAUUUUUCGGGGCAAGGCUCUGUGCCAUAGAUAUUAAAUUCAGUGCAGUCAGUCAGUGAGAGGAGUGAGCUGUUGUGAUACUAUCUUUAACUAUGGUAAUAAAAUAAUAAUAAGGAAAAAACACCAAAAAAAUACAAAAAAGCAAAAAAAAAUAAACAACAAAAAAAAAAGAAUCACACAACUAUUGUCAUUGUUGAAGAGAUAGAGAUUUAACUUACUAAAAGUCAAAGACAAUUUUUGAAUAGCACUUUUUGGCUCUUUGCUUCUUUGGUGAAGAGUGGGGGUAGUUAUUAUGGGUAUCUCUUUUAUUUCUCUGUAUACAGUUGGAUGUGUGAAAAAAAAAAGAUAUACCGGUAUUUCCAUAUUUGUGCAUUUAGGUCUGUGUUUGGGUGUGUGUGUAUGUCUUGGCACAUGCAAGCAGUGUGUUACACAACCAACCUCCUCUUUCACCACGCAGCAACAUUAUCAAUAGUAUAUUUUUCAUUGUACUCUAUAUUCUGCUGAAGAGACAGUAUUUUUAUAGUCAUCAUGACUAUUUUGUCAGCCAUAUUGACUGUUAUCAAACCAGUUUAUUCAGGAUAUAUAACAUAUAUCAAGUAGAUAUUCAGGAUAUACAGUGUAAUCCAUAAAUAUAUAUAUAAAUACAUGCAGAUAAUAGAAUACUAUCAAGUUACAUCACUUUGGGGUAAGUUAGGGCUGUAAAGUGUUUUAUCUGCAUGCAUGUGCAAUUACAUGCACACAUGCACAUGCCCACACAGACAUACGUGCAUACACACAUGUAUGCGUGUACACUGUAUGAUUGUGCUUAAAAAUAAACUGUCCUUACUUUGGAGAAGGAAUUUUAGGAUGAGCGAAAUGAGUGUUAUCUCAUAAGCAGGCAUGUUGACCAUGUGCAAUAUUUCUAAACAAAAAAAAAAAAGUAAAUAUUGAAAAUAUUAAAGAUCUAACACAAA